CAACGCAACUUCCGGUUCGGUCGAGCGCCAUCCUAAGCCAACUCCAGCGUGGCUCCUGAGUCCCGCACUCUGCCCUCGGGUGGGGGCCACCGGGAGCGCGUUGCGGCCGAACCUGGGGGACCAUGUGGCGGCUGCUGACCCGCGCCGGUGCGCCGCUCCUGCGAGGGCAGCUGCCAGAUUCGUGGGCAGCCCCGCCUGCCAGUGCCGGCCUGAAGACGCUGCUCCCGGUGCCGACUUUUGAAGAUGUUUCCAUUCCUGAGAAGCCCAAGCUUAGAUUUGUAGAAAGGGUACCACUUGUGCCAAAAGUGAGAAGAGAACGGAAAAACCUGAGUGACAUACGGGGACCUUCCACUGAAGCCACUGAAUUCACAGAAGGCAGUUUUGCAAUCCUGGCACUGGGUGGCGGUUACCUCCAUUGGGGCCAUUUUGAAAUGAUGCGUCUGACUAUCAACCGCUCAAUGGACCCCAAGAAAAUGUUUGCCUUAUGGCGAGUGCCAGCCCCUUUCAAGCCUAUCACCCGCAAGAGUAUGGGACAGCGCAUGGGGGGAGGCAAAGGUGCCAUUGAUCACUACGUGACUCCUGUGAAGGCUGGCCGUCUCAUAGUAGAAAUGGGUGGGCGUUGUGAAUUCAAAGAGAUACAAGGUUUCCUCGACCAGGCUGCCCACAAGUUGCCCUUCCCCGCAAAGGCCGUGAGCCGUGAGACUCUAGAGAAGAUGCGGAAAGACCAGGAAGAACGAGAAAGUAACAACCAAAACCCCUGGACCUUCGAGCGCAUAGCCACCGCCAACAUGCUCGGGAUACGGAAAGUACUAAGCCCCUAUGACUUAACCCAGAAGGGGAAAUACUGGGGCAAGUUCUACCUGCCUGAGCGGGUGUAGUGAAAAGGUGAGAAAUGCGUGUACACAUGCUGUUGAGAGACAAGGGGUCUGUGUGUUUAGUCCUCUCAGCCUACCCUUCAGCAUCCUUGAGCAGCUCUGAUGUCAUAACCAAGGAGCAGCACAUGAGUAGAUGAUUUCUAAACAAUUGUUUAUCUGUUGAUUUCUCUUUAUAUGCGUUAUAUUCUUAUUUAAAUAAAGUUUGAGCAUCACCUCAGCA
This is a messenger RNA of Manis javanica (Malayan pangolin), 1095 nucleotides long. It is a transcript of the gene MRPL16, whose product is annotated as mitochondrial ribosomal protein L16. The record is from RefSeq and is a predicted model, not a curated record. Gene Ontology annotation, biological process: mitochondrial translation. Gene Ontology annotation, molecular function: structural constituent of ribosome; rRNA binding. Gene Ontology annotation, cellular component: mitochondrial large ribosomal subunit; ribosome. Lineage: Eukaryota; Metazoa; Chordata; Mammalia; Pholidota; Manidae.